Messenger RNA from Tinamus guttatus (white-throated tinamou), 304 nucleotides. NCBI's taxonomy places the organism in Eukaryota, Metazoa, Chordata, Aves, Tinamiformes, Tinamidae. The record is from RefSeq and is a predicted model, not a curated record.
AAUCAUGGAUCAAGUAAUGCAGUUUGUGGAGCCCAGCCGCCAGUUUGUGAAGGACUCCAUACGACUUGUGAAGAGGUGCACAAAGCCUGACAGGAAAGAGUUCCAGAAGAUUGCGAUGGCAACAGCAAUAGGCUUUGCGAUAAUGGGAUUUAUAGGCUUCUUUGUCAAAUUGAUCCAUAUCCCAAUUAACAACAUCAUUGUUGGCGGCUGAACAAUCAUCAGGAGCUUUGGGAUGCUUGCUGCAAAAACUUCACAACUUUGUAACUUGUUUACUAUUAAACAGCUCAGUUUGGGAUUUCAAACA